Nannizzia gypsea CBS 118893 is the source of this 630-nucleotide messenger RNA. Its product is annotated as Chmp1-PA. The record is from RefSeq and is a predicted model, not a curated record. Gene Ontology annotation, cellular component: ESCRT III complex; multivesicular body. The coding region runs from base 1 to 630 and encodes 209 amino acids. The transcript is spliced from 2 exons. Gene Ontology annotation, biological process: endosome transport via multivesicular body sorting pathway; protein transport; late endosome to vacuole transport. NCBI's taxonomy places the organism in Eukaryota, Fungi, Ascomycota, Eurotiomycetes, Onygenales, Arthrodermataceae.
AUGGGCAUGCGAGACCCCCUCCUUGAGGCCAUGGCCGAAGUAAAGGUCAACGGCAACCAACUACGGAAACAAGCGGCCAAGGCCGAAGCAUCCGCCCGCGCACAGGAAGACAAGGCAGUCAAAGCCAUGAAGAAAGGACAGUUCCAAAUUUCUCGCAUCCACGCCAGCUCAGCGAUCCGUGAAAAACGCCGGUCUGUUACCCUGCUAUCGAAAUCAGCGGAGGCAGACGUGAUAUAUAGUGAUCUGUCCGCUGCCAAAAGUACCCGCGACUCCACACGAUCACUCAUGAAAGCAUCCAAGGCUCUUGACACGGCAUCAAGAAGUAUAAAUCUCGAACGCACCCUCGCUGUUGCCAACCAGUUCGUCUCUCGGUCAGAAGAUUUUAAACUGGCCGGGUCUGCUCUAGAGGGGGUCUCAAAGGAUGUCCAGAUGCAAGAGUAUGGCGCUGAGGGUGACGAAGAUGUUGACCGCCUCAUGGAGCGGCUGGCAGAUAGUGCUGGCGUCGAUUUACGCCAAGGUUUAGAGGAGAAUGCUGCUCCACGCGAGGAGCUUACAGCGGUCACCAACAAACAGAAAGAGGCGGAGUUCGAGGAUGGCCUGGCUGGCAGACUGAGGGCCUUGAGAGGAUAA